CGCCGCCGCCGCCUUUGUUGCCCGGUGCCCGGCGCGGGCGGGCGGUCCCCGGAGCUCCCUCCCUGCCCGCCGGUCUCGAUCUCGGGGCGCCCGCCCGGCCCAUGAAGGGCGCCCGCAGUCGCCGGCGCCGCCGCCUCCUCCUGCUCGGGCCCGGGGGGACGCAGGACUGAAGCGCCCGGGGCGGGCCGCGAGGGCACCAUGGAGGUGAACGCGGGUGGUGUGAUUGCUUAUAUCAGCUCCUCCAGCUCAGCCUCCAGCCCUGCAUCUUGUCACAGUGAGGGUUCCGAGAGUAGCUUCCAGUCCUCCUCUUCUUCAGUUCCGUCCUCCCCAAACAGUUCUUCAUCAUCAGACUGCAAUGGCAGCAGUGGUGCUGAAGGGGCCUCCAAGAGCGACCGGACAGACAGCCUGGUGAAAACCAGCAAAUCUGGGGUCGCUGGCAUGAGCAAGGGUCCCGCAGGGGCGACAAAAUUCAGUGGUAUGGUUCUACUGUGUAAAGUCUGUGGGGAUGUGGCGUCAGGAUUCCACUAUGGAGUUCAUGCGUGUGAAGGCUGUAAGGGGUUCUUCAGGAGAAGUAUUCAGCAGAAUAUCCAGUAUAAAAAGUGCCUGAAGAACGAGAACUGUUCUAUCAUGAGGAUGAACAGGAACAGGUGUCAGCAGUGCCGCUUCAAGAAGUGUCUGUCUGUCGGGAUGUCACGAGACGCUGUCCGGUUUGGUCGAAUUCCUAAGCGUGAAAAACAGAGGAUGCUGAUGGAAAUGCAGAGUGCCAUGAAGACCAUGAUGACCAGCCAGUUCAGCGGUCAUUUGCAGAGUGAAGCGCUGGUGGAACGUCACGGACAGACGGCCUCACCCGCCCAGGAGCAGCUGCGACCCAGGCCCCAGAGGCAGCAGGAGAGCGUGAAAAGCCCCUCUCCCCCACCUUCCGAUUUUGCAAAGGAAGAAGUCAUCGGCAUGGUGACCAGAGCCCAUCAGGACACCUUUAUGUAUAACCAAGAGCAGCAAGAGAGCCCUGCUGAGGUCAUGCAGCAUCCUAGGGGAGAAAGGAUUCCCAAGAGCCUGGAACAGUAUAACUUAAACCACGACCAUUGUAGCCGUGGGCUUGGAGGGAGCCAUUAUCCCAGUAGUGAGAGCCAGCACCACCUCAGCGGACAGUACAAAGGGAGGAGCAUCAUGCACUAUCCAAAUGGGCGUGCCAUUUGCAUUACAAAUGGACACUGUAUGAACUUCUCCAAUGGCUAUACUCAAAGAGUAUGUGAUCGAAUACCAGUUGAUGGAUUUUCUCAGAAUGAGAACAAGAAUAGUUACCUGUGCAACACUGGAGGGAGAAUGCAUCUGGUGUGCCCAAUGAGUAAGUCUCCAUAUGUGGAUCCUCAUAAAUCAGGCCAUGAAAUCUGGGAAGAAUUUUCCAUGAGUUUUACCCCCGCAGUGAAAGAAGUGGUUGAGUUUGCAAAGCGUAUCCCAGGGUUUCGAGAUCUGUCCCAGCACGACCAGGUCAACCUUUUAAAGGCAGGGACCUUUGAGGUUUUAAUGGUACGGUUUGCCUCACUGUUUGAUGCAAAGGAACGUACUGUGACCUUUCUCAGUGGAAAGAAGUAUAGCGUGGACGAUUUACGCUCAAUGGGAGCUGGAGAGCUGCUCAACUCCAUGUUUGAAUUUAGUGAGAAACUAAAUUCUCUACAACUCAGCGAUGAGGAGAUGAGUUUGUUUACAGCUGUAGUCCUAGUAUCUGCAGAUCGAUCAGGAAUAGAAAAUGUCAACUCUGUGGAGGCUUUACAAGAAACCCUUAUUCGUGCGUUAAGGACCUUAAUAAUGAAAAACCAUCCGAAUGAAGCCUCUAUUUUUACAAAACUCCUUUUAAAGUUGCCAGAUCUGCGUUCUUUAAACAACAUGCACUCUGAAGAGCUUUUGGCCUUUAAAGUUCACCCUUAGGGCUAUUUAUUUAUACAUUGGACUGGUUCAUGCAGACUAUACAUUUUGUGCUAAGAUGCUUAUUUAUAGCUUUGUACCCUAUGUGGAGAAAGAGGAACCCUUAAGACAUUACAUGAUUGUUAGAGAUCCCUGUAAUCACGCAAUAAUACUGAGAACUUUUCAGCCACCUGGCAAUGCACCUGACAGCAUCCUCCAUGAUAUACACCAAAUCAGCUGUGUCGCUCUUAAACAGGAGAAGCUACACUGAAUUAUAAUCACACUGAAUGUUAAGGCUUUUUUCAUCUGCCAAAACCAAAAAGAAUUUUCAUCUCCCUGUGGUAUAAACAGAACGCACAAUUAAAAGGAGGUGGGCUCUGAAGUUAUCCUACUUGCAUGGAAAUUCCAAAUCACAGACCAGGUAGGCAGGGUGACCUAACGAAUGGAGAACUGAGCUUGGAUUCAGCCUCCACUCCUCCGGCCAUCCCUGGCCCUGCCAUCAGUGGGCUGCUUGGAUCCUAAGCAAACCUCUUAAUUCCUUAGGCCUCAACCUCCUCAAUGUGGAAAAUGAGGCAAAUAGCUCCUUGGCUUACUUCACAGUGGCAUUGUGAGGGUUAAUUUGAAAAUGUCUGUAAAGCAUAUUUACCUCCUGGGAGAUAGGCACUAUGUAAAUAAAGCAUUAUUUUUCUUCUUACUCAUAAAUAACUUUUUUGGAAUGAUUUCACAGUCCACACCAACUCAUUCAUUAUUUAGGGCACAUGCAUAUGUGUAUGUGUAGCAAUACACACACAUUGCAUGUUUAUGAAUAUAUGAAAUAACAUAAUUUUGUGUACAAAUAUGUAUGUGAAUAUAGUUUUACAUAUUUCUUCACAAUAUUUUAAACUGUGAAGAAGUGUAUCAUACAAGAGGUUUAAAAAUAGAGGUAUGAAAAGAACCAAAUAGGUACACUUACUGCCUACUGAUGAAUUAACCAUCACUUACAAAUGUUUAGAUGUUAUCAAAUUGACUUUAUGCUCUAUUUUUGUUAAUUUAAAGAACACAUAAUGUAAACAUGCAACAAUUACGUCCAAACCUAAGUAAUAUAUUUUAGAGUCUGCCUUUGGGAAAAGAGAAUUAAUUGUCCAAGGUACUAGUUCAUUUAACAACUCAUUUAGCUGAGAUUCCAAGCUUGAGCUGAUAAAAUUUGGGCUUCUGACCACUAUUCACAUACUAUAGCACCGCUUAAAAAGAAAAAAAAGAAAUAGCAGCAAAGUGGUUAAGAAUGUUGGUUCUUUCUACAGAACUAAUAACAUGUAGUUUAAGGAAUAUUGUAUUUAAUAUGUUAAUAGCAUAUUUUUCAUAUUCUGAGACCAUUUUUUUUACACUACAAGGAAUUUUUUGUUUUAUUAUUAAAUAGGGUUUAAAUCUAAAAUUGGAAAGUAUCAAUCCAGUGGCCUAACUUGACCUUCUCUCUGCUGUGCACAUCUAGACUUAGAGGGAGGUAGUAUGUGCAAGACUAUUGGAAUUUUUUUAAACUCCGGUUUGUAAAAAUGGCCUCUCAUUUGUAGCAGUCAGGAAAAAUGCCCGAUGGGAGGUGCCAAUUUGUGUUUCUCUUUUCCCUUCCCUGCCCAGAAAAGAGUUGUUUAGUGGUGUUCUCUGAAAAAAAAAAAAAAGAUGUCCAUCCCUUUUGUCAUUUGUGAAUUGUAUGAAAUUGUGAAAAGAUGAAAGGAGUCUAGUUUACUGAUAUGCCUGUUACUGUCCUGUAAUGUGAGCAGAAUGCCUUAUUUUGUAGUGUCGUUACUGCCAUAGAGCAUCGUGACUAGGAUUUGAACUGCUGCCACACUACUACUUAGCCAAGUGGGGGAGAAAUCCGAGCCCUUCCAUUCUCCAAGGCUACAAGUGGUGGUGACAGACAUCUCUGAUACCAUCUCUCUGAACCAUAAUUGGGACUUACCUUUGACUGGGUAUGACUUUGAUGGACUAUCUAAUGUAGUUUCUGUGAAUUCUUUACAUGGUGGCAUUAUCUUUUUUGAGAGUUCUUAUUUUUUAAGAUAUCCAAGGACCUGGUUUGCUUUCUUCUGUGGGAGUAGACACAGCUUUUUGGGGUAUGUUUGGGGAAAAAAUAGGUCAGAUGAAAACCCAGUUUUUGCCUUUUGCAUACGCCUCUUUAUCACAUGUAUCUUAAAAAAUGAUUAAGCCUUUAGGAAUGUAUAACCAGAACUGUGUAAGUAUUGCUUAUUAAAUUUUAGUUAGGUUCAAUAUAUACAUACAUCUAUAUAUACAUCUAUAUAGGUAUAUAGAUACGUAUUUUGUCUUGUGACAUUUUAUUUGAAUGAAUUCUUCCUGUAGAUGAUGGGAAAUGAAUGGAGAGUUCAUGUGAAAAAUCAAGGUGCAGUGACUCACAGCACUUCUGUGUUGGAAAAUGAUCCAUUUAUUGAAACCUCGAAUUCCAAAAUAAUUAAGCCAGCAGUGUUUUUACAAGCACAUUCUUUUACCAAGUCACUGGUCAUACACUACACUUAGGAAAUGCUGAGAAGACAACUGAUGUGGACAGACAACUUUCUCAGUUGGUGGGACAUGGCUGAUUGACUAAUAAUGUACUGUAUGAGUCCGAUGACAUUUUAAUUCUGCUUUUGCAUUUUAAGAAACAUGGGCAUUAUGUCAGCAAACUAAGGGCAUUCAUUAUGUCAGCAAACUAAAUCUUGUCUGCGCUUUUCAUGUAUCCUUCUAAGACCCUGGGGAUGGGUGGGUCCGCUUGUAGACUGAAACAGCUGAAGAAAAGGUCAAACCCUGUCUUCUUGGGAGGAACUUUUUCUUAAAGGGGGGGAGGGGAGGGGAGGAGAGGAAGACAGGUGGUAAAUUAAUUGCAGGUUUAGAAAAUGUCUGAGCAGGUAAUGGCUAUGGGUUAAGUGUUUAUCUUUCAAAUUUACAUUUCAAGAAAUUAAUGUAACCUGAUAAGAUAUGAUUUAUUUUCUGUAAACAUCAGCUAGACUUACUACUGUGCACGAGAGUAACUGCUUAUCUCCAUUGUUAUGUUUCUUUUCCAGUAUCAAGUUUGCUGAAUGUAAAAGAAGAGUUUAUCACUUAGGAUAUAGAAUUUUUUUAGGGGGGGGGGAGGGAGGAGCAUCUUGAAAUCAUGACUGACAAAUAAGGAACUUGUCUUCAUAUGAUCCAGAAUAAAACUUGAAGCUAUCCUUGCAUUAAAAAGAAAACAAAUGGUUUUUGGGUGUUUUGUUUUUUUUUAAUGAGAGAAAUGCAUUAUUGUAGACAGGACACAGGUUCAGUUUAUCGACAAAAUGAUAACUGAUGAGGGCAUGGACAAUAUCUCAUCCUGUGUUUCUGAAUAGUAGCCUGUACAUGGGAUGGGGCGGGUAAUAAAUAUGCUUUCUAACCAAG
Dromiciops gliroides (monito del monte) is the source of this 5277-nucleotide messenger RNA. It is a transcript of the gene NR1D2, whose product is annotated as nuclear receptor subfamily 1 group D member 2. The coding region runs from base 199 to 1926 and encodes 575 amino acids. Gene Ontology annotation, biological process: hormone-mediated signaling pathway; positive regulation of transcription by RNA polymerase II; negative regulation of transcription by RNA polymerase II. NCBI's taxonomy places the organism in Eukaryota, Metazoa, Chordata, Mammalia, Microbiotheria, Microbiotheriidae. The transcript is spliced from 8 exons. Gene Ontology annotation, molecular function: RNA polymerase II cis-regulatory region sequence-specific DNA binding; zinc ion binding; nuclear receptor activity. The record is from RefSeq and is a predicted model, not a curated record.